Molecule: messenger RNA, 909 nt
Organism: Aureococcus anophagefferens
Lineage: Eukaryota; Pelagophyceae; Pelagomonadales; Pelagomonadaceae
Gene: BGL5
Exons: 2
Coding region: 1-909 (302 amino acids)
Biological process (GO): carbohydrate metabolic process
Molecular function (GO): hydrolase activity, hydrolyzing O-glycosyl compounds
Source: RefSeq, a predicted model, not a curated record
AUGGGCAGCUUCGAGCCGCCGCGGGCCGCGAGCCCGAGGCCCGACGACGAGGACCGCGACCCGGCGCCGCCGCCGCGGCUGCCGACGCCGCGCGUCGACGUCGAGGCGCACCGGCUCAAGGUCCAGCGGUUGGCGCUGCCGGCCUGGUGGCUGCCCUGCGAGCGCUGGAAGCUCGUCUGGCACGACGACUUCGACUACGACGGCCCGCCGGACCCGCGGAAAUGGGGGUUCCAGACGUCGUGCAACCGGUGGAUCCACGACACGGACCACGCGGAGCUCCAGCACUACACGUCGGGGCGGCGGGAGAACGCCUGGGUCGAGGGCGGCGUGUUGCGGGUCACGGCGCGGCGCGAGCCCUGGGGCGACCACGCCUACACGUCCGCGCGGCUCCACACGAAGCUCAAGGGCGACUGGCUCUACGGCCGCAUCGAGGUCUGCGCGCGGCUGCCGCCCGCGCGGCGGGGCCUCUGGCCCGCGCUCUGGCUGCUGCCGACGGACAGCAAGUACGGCCGCUGGCCCCGGUCCGGCGAGAUCGACCUCUGCGAGAACAUCGGCUGGCAGCCACCGGGGACGAUCCACACGUCCGUGCACACGGCCGUGCACAACCACCGCGAGCGGACGCACAGUCACGCGGCGACGACCGUCGCGGACGCGCACGACAAGUUCCACGUCUACUCCCUCGUCUGGCGGCCGACGCAGCUCCUCCUCUGCAUCGACGGCGAGACGGUCCACUCCUUCGAGCGCGGCGAGGCGCCCCCCGAGUGCACGGACUGGCCCUUCGACCAGCGCUUCUUCCUCCUCAUCAACCUCGCCGUCGGCGGCACCUGGGGGGGCAAGCACGGCGUCGACGACGCCGCGCUCCCCGCGAGCCUCGAGAUCGCCUACGUCCGCGUCUUCCAGGAGCGCUAG